Messenger RNA from Pichia membranifaciens NRRL Y-2026, 456 nucleotides. RefSeq lists its product as hypothetical. The transcript has a single exon. Gene Ontology annotation, cellular component: mitochondrial large ribosomal subunit. The record is from RefSeq and is a predicted model, not a curated record. Gene Ontology annotation, biological process: mitochondrial translation. Bases 1 to 456 code for a protein of 151 amino acids. NCBI's taxonomy places the organism in Eukaryota, Fungi, Ascomycota, Pichiomycetes, Pichiales, Pichiaceae. Gene Ontology annotation, molecular function: structural constituent of ribosome.
AUGGUUGGAAUCAACGUCUUACAACAGGUGUCCCGUGCCCGGAACGGGGUGGGUGCGUUUGUUCUCCCAUGCAAGCGCAUAACGAUCUCGUACUGCAACUUCGGGGGUUCGUCGACGGGAAUCAGGGACUUCUUGCGACUCAGACUGGCUGGCUUUGCCAAGCAGCACCCGGAAGUGGAGUUCCGUGUUGUGGAAAAGCCGGGCAAACACCCGGUCCUCAAGGGCGAGUACACGACGCCAAACACAUUCUCCGCCGAGGGCAGUCCAGACUCGGUGAAGCAGAUUUGCGUGAGAAAGUGGAACAUCGACGUUGUGGAAAACAAACUCAAGCUGCUCAUCAACUCCUCGGGAAAAAAGCUCUCGAAGCCAAAGCACACCGUCGUGUCGUCCAACCCUUCGGUGAGAGGCAUCUGGUCUCCGUUCUACGUCGAUCCAAACCACAGAUACAAGAUAUAG